AUGUAUUGCAUGAAGGAGUUUUUCUACACUGAAGAAGAGGGAUUGAGUCAUGUGCGCUCUCAGCAUCACGGCAAGACCGUUACACUGUUGCGGGAGUACCAUGACGAUAAGGAAAAACAACUGGAAGAUGCGUUUUGCGCUCUUUUCCUCGCCGUUCGAGAAGGACCGAAUUUCACCAGUGAACGUGCUGCUGCAAUCGAGAGAGCUGCAUUUAUGCACCUUCAAAAAUUCAAGCGUAUGCGAAUGAAAGUGCCUGAGUUCGCAACGAGAGCGAAGUAG
Messenger RNA from Cooperia oncophora, 279 nucleotides. Lineage: Eukaryota; Metazoa; Nematoda; Chromadorea; Rhabditida; Trichostrongylidae. The record is from the annotation of a GenBank genome assembly.